CACUGGCUCUCCCUUUUGCUCUCCAUCCCAGCCUUCGUAUGCGCGAUCUGUUGGUGUUCAUCUCCCUCUGCCUACACCCUCAGUCUCAUCCCAAUGUCGCUCCGCACUCCUCGCUCCUCGCCCAUGGAACGGGAUCGACCUACUUCAUCUCUAGGUUUUCGAUCCCUCUUUCGAAGUCUUGGACCCAGUGUUGGCAAGUCUGCAGGAUCCCAAACGCUUGAUAGACUGCGAUCAGCUACUCCGAUCUUUCACACGCCCCUGAAGAGAAGUUCCACUCGACCCUCUGUCCAUUUCCGUCCAUCUCCUACCUCUAAGUACGAUGUAUCCUCGCCAACGACCCGGAUUCCAGUCCCUGCUCGUCCUGUCACUCCUGCCCAGCUAGCCAUCUCAACUGUAGAGGACAGACGAGACCCAAAAUGGAAGCACAUAGAGGCAGAUUGGCAACGUCAAGCUAACUUUCUCAAAAUCCCGCACCGAAAUUGUCUUCUCGGCGCAGUCUGCCUAGACAUCAGAGAUCCACUGGACUUCUCAGCUAGCUUCUACCUCGAGUACGUGAGAGAUCGGCCGAUAAGGUUACCUCGACCCGAGAUCUCGAGCUCUGUAGCUCCGGCGACAACACCCGAAGCGGUUUCUCAUUCACCAGAGUCGCCUUUGGCCACCUUCCCACAUCGUUCCAUAAUCCAGACGUGGACAACCCAAGGCACCUCUACGCUUCGCUCAAGGCAGAUCCUGGAUAGACCUCGACCCAUCAAAAGACGAUGUCAAACACCAGAUCCAGAUCUUUUCCGCGAUACUUCCUUCCCCGUCUCUUCUGCGAACACGGUUCAAGCGAUCACAUCCAGUCGUCACGUUAGACGCCGUACUCAAUCAGCACCUCAUUUUUCCCAACGGAUCUUCGGAAUACCUCGCCCUAAACGAGACAAUAUUCUCGGAUCUCCAUGGUCAAUCGUUGGGCCUGCUACUCCGAUCGACACUGAUUCCGAAGGGUGGCACACCUGGGACGUGGUUCCUCAUCCUCAACGCCCUGUCUCUCCUCCAAGUGAUCGGCCUCUUGGACCUCGUCUGGAAAGACUCAGAAGGAUGGGCUUGCCAUAGCACGGGGUGUGUUAAGCCUUGUAUUGCUUACUGUCAGCCGUUUCUUGUAUGCGUCUCGUGAAUUCCAGUAGCUUUGUAUGUUGAUAACCGUUGCAUGCGAGC
Kockovaella imperatae is the source of this 1197-nucleotide messenger RNA. RefSeq lists its product as hypothetical. NCBI's taxonomy places the organism in Eukaryota, Fungi, Basidiomycota, Tremellomycetes, Tremellales, Cuniculitremaceae. The coding region runs from base 94 to 1095 and encodes 333 amino acids. The record is from RefSeq and is a predicted model, not a curated record. The transcript has 2 exons.